This is a messenger RNA of Salvelinus sp. IW2-2015, 1907 nucleotides long. Its product is annotated as neurogenic locus notch homolog protein 1. Lineage: Eukaryota; Metazoa; Chordata; Actinopteri; Salmoniformes; Salmonidae. Gene Ontology annotation, molecular function: protein binding. The record is from RefSeq and is a predicted model, not a curated record.
UACGCCCGCGCUGACGCCGCCAAGCGGCUGUUGGACGCCGGGGCCGACGCCAACGCGCAGGACAACACAGGGCGCACGCCGCUACACGCCGCCGUGGCAGCUGACGCCCAGGGGGUCUUCCAGAUUCUGAUCCGAACCCGGGCUACAGACCUGGACUCUCGUAUGUACGACGGCUCCACUGCCCUGAUCCUGGCUGCCCGCCUGGCCGUAGAGGGCAUGGUGGAGGAACUCAUCACCUGCCAUGCAGACAUCAACGCUGUCGACGAACUGGGUAAAUCUGCUCUGCACUGGGCAGCUGCUGUCAACAACGUGGAGGCCACCAUGGCCCUGCUGAAGCACGGAGCCAACAAAGACAUGCAGGACCUCAAGGAGGAGACGCCUCUCUUCCUGGCGGCGCGUGAGGGUAGUUGUGAGGCGGUCAAGGUCCUCCUGGCCCACUUCGCCAACAGGGAGAUAACCGACCAUAUGGACCGUCUGCCACGGGACAUCGCCCAGGAGAGAAUGCACCAUGACAUCGUUCAGCUGCUGGAUGAGUACAACACAGUGAGGAGCCCCCAGGGCCACGGAGGGGCCCCACACYAYCUGGCCGGGGGACACACCCUGUCCCCCCUCAUGUGCCCCCCCAGYGCCUUCAUGCCCGGCCUGAAGAACACCCCCCAGGGGAAGAAGAGUCGCCGCCCCGGGGCAAAGGGUUCAGGUCUGGGAGGGCAGCAUGCCCAGAACCUCAAGGAUUCAGCUAAGGCCCGCAACAAGAAGCUGACCCUGGACAUGCAGAGCGCCCUGCUGGAGAGCUCKGUCACCCUGUCSCCCGUCGACUCCCUGGACUCCCCCCGCGGAGGGGCCAACAACGCCGGCUACAUCACCAACCCCUGCUCCCCGGUCGCCAUGYCYUCCUCGGGGCUCUUCCACUCCUCCAUGUCGGUGCCCAGCACUCCCAUGGUGCACAGCAGCAUGAUGGACGGCUCUGGCCCCUUCGCUGUGUCUCUGGCCCAGCUCAACGACCUGGGAGAUGGAGGCAUGUCCAUGCAGGGCCGCGUGUCCAUGGCCAGCCAGGUCAACCAGGGCCCCCACGGCUACRUGCUCAAYGCCGGCCAGCUGGGGCUCAACAUGGGCCUGGUGAGCCCUGUCAGCGUGCCCUUCGACUGGCACAGCCGCAUGCCCUCCUCCUCCCAGUGCGGGGGACAGGUGGUGAACCUGGUCCACAGCAGCCAGGCGGGCAUGCACCCUCAGAGCCCCAUGCAGCAGCAGCAGAACAGCCUCAUGAUGCAGCAGCACCAGCAGCACCAGCAGMACCUGUACCGCAGCGCCCAGCAGGCCAUGCUGCAGCCCACGCCUGUCAUCGCCAGCACGCCCAUCUCCCACAGCCCCGUCAAGCUGCCCUCCAUCGCAGAGCAGCAACAGCAGCUCCACAACCACUCCAUGGCCAGCCAGCAGAGCCUCCGCAUGGGCACCUCCUCCCCACCCACCCCCCAGACAACACAGCCCCCUCCAGCCUUCUUCCAGCAGCAGCAGCCUCCUCAGCCCCAGCCAGCCACUCAACCCACCUCUCCACAGGCCUCCCAGGCCCCUCCUCCCCAGGCCAGUGGCAGCACUGCAGGCUUGGAGGACUACCCCACCCCGCCCUCCCAGCACAGCUACCCCUCCACCCUGGAUGCCACCCCCAAGCAUUACCUUCGCCUGUCCAGCGAGCAUCCCUACCUGACCCCCUCCCCAGAGUCGCCCGAGCCCUGGUCCAGCCCCUCCCCCCACGGUGUGUCUGAUUGGUCAGACUCCACCCCCAGCCCGGCRGUGGCCGGUCCUGCCCAAACSCAGAUCCCCCAUGUCCAGGAGUCCAACGGCAAGAUGCAGGUGUUUGCAUGARCCCCCAAGGCACCUGGUUAACACCUGGUUAACACCUGGUUAACAGA